Molecule: messenger RNA, 1947 nt
Organism: Triplophysa dalaica
Lineage: Eukaryota; Metazoa; Chordata; Actinopteri; Cypriniformes; Nemacheilidae
Gene: cav1
Product: caveolin 1
Exons: 3
Coding region: 144-689 (181 amino acids)
Biological process (GO): caveola assembly; negative regulation of endothelial cell proliferation; negative regulation of protein tyrosine kinase activity
Cellular component (GO): Golgi apparatus; perinuclear region of cytoplasm; caveola
Molecular function (GO): transmembrane transporter binding; protein kinase binding; molecular adaptor activity
Source: RefSeq, a predicted model, not a curated record
CAUGGGACUAUAGAAAGCAAAGAGACAGCGGUGUAGUGUUGGUCGAUUUUGUUUCAACUCUCCACGCCUCCCACAGUUUCCUAUGUUAAGUGAUUGUCUUGUUUCCACACACUGAUCUGAUUGCACUUCAGGCACGAGACAGCAUGACUAGCGGAUACAACGACGCGACACCUGAAGAGGAAUACACGCACUCGCCGUUCAUUAGGAAACAGGGCAACAUUUACAAACCCAAAAAUAAAGAAAUGGAUAACGACAGCUUCAACGAAAAGACCCUCCAUGAUGUCCACACCAAGGAGAUUGACCUGGUCAACCGGGAUCCAAAGCAUUUAAAUGACGAGGUGGUUAAGGUGGACUUUGAAGAUGUCAUCGCCGAGCCUGCCGGCACCUACAGCUUCGACGGCGUUUGGAAAGCAAGCUUCACCACCUUCACAGUAACCAAAUACUGGUGCUACAGGCUGCUUACGGCAUUGGUUGGCAUCCCGCUCGCCCUGGUGUGGGGCAUCUUCUUUGCCAUCCUGUCUUUCAUUCACAUCUGGGCUGUGGUGCCGUGCGUGAAGAGCUACCUAAUCGAGAUCCACUGUGUCAGUCGAGUCUACUCCAUCUGUGUGCACACCUUCUGCGACCCGCUAUUCGAAGCCAUGGGGAAGUGCUUCAGCAGUGUCCGGAUCAGCACCACCAAGGUGGUCUAGAAACUGGGAAUGGGAGACAUCCAGAGGGAUAGGGUGGGAGCAGGCAGUGGAAACCAAUGUUCAACACGAGAAGAUAAAACAUAGAAAUAAUUCUCUUUAAUACAGAGAGUGAAAUAAAAGUGAAGAGGUGCACUGUUUUUAGGUGGUCAUUAGAGGAACAGUGAGUCUUUGCUUUGGAUUCCUUGGGAUGUAGGAUCUGUUUUUUUUUUAUUGUACAUUUUCACAAAGUUUUCAAAAGCAAAUAAUUAAAAACAAUGUCCUUGUAUUUUCCCUUUUUUGUUUGUCAUUGUAGGAAACACCAUUUUAAGAUCUGCCUGUUGGGACAAGGCUGUGAAUUAGUCGUUUUUGUGUCCCCUUUCCUUUCUUUGUGUAUACACUUUUUUAUAGUUUUGUGUUGAAUAAUCUAAUAAUUUAGUUAUGAUGACCUUAUUUGUGGUCUUCACUGGGGACGUAAUCCAAAGUAUUUUAUUUUUUUAUAUUUUCAUUUUGGAGAAAAAGUAGGCGUGGCCCUGCUGAUAUCAAGACUGCCCAUCACACUGCAUGCUGCCACUGAAAACGGUGGAUGAGCUGCUAAACCCUUUGUCAACGCAGCAAAUAUAAACAAAGGGACUGUUCCUGACUCGGUGACACAUAACGCUUCACACUAGUCAUCAUGGCAUCAGCUUUUUGAGUGGCAGAGAACGUAUUUACAACAUCCAGAGACGUAAACCUAGCUUGAUCUUUCAGCAGUUUCAAGCAGAUGAUUGAACUUUUAACAUUGAACAUUACAACAGCUUUAUACCUAAACAUACACUUGCCAUCGUUGAAGAUGAAGUUUUUUUGUUGUUUCUGCAUUAUGAAGUGACAUCAUUUGGUUUGGAAUUUUGCAAACAAACCUGUCUGCUUUUCUCUGUGUUCACUGUUGGACACACACACACAUACAGUACAUAGACACAUACUGUACACACACACACAUUUGCAAAUACUUGCAGCAAACUAAAGUUUCCAGCCCCAGAGGCUACUGCUGAAGUAAAGUGGGGUGUAGUAUUUUUAUUGACAUUAAGCUCACUUUCGACACCUUUUUGUCUAGUUGCUUUGACUUAACCACCUCCUUGUCUACCUGCUGUGUUAGUGCCCAUUGCGAUGCUAUUGAUUCUGCCUCUUUAGAUUAGAUAUUUUUAUUCAUAUUUUUAUAUGAAAAAUGAAAUUCUCUUUCCUUUGCUUUUACUGUAAAAUCACAUCAUGCUGUGCACAUUAAAGAAAAUGUAAUAUAAACCUA